This is a messenger RNA of Perkinsus marinus ATCC 50983, 627 nucleotides long. RefSeq names its product COP9 signalosome complex subunit, putative. Gene Ontology annotation, cellular component: COP9 signalosome. The transcript is spliced from 2 exons. Bases 1 to 627 code for a protein of 208 amino acids. The record is from RefSeq and is a predicted model, not a curated record. NCBI's taxonomy places the organism in Eukaryota, Perkinsozoa, Perkinsida, Perkinsidae.
AUGUCCAAUCGCCGUGCUGUGAGUGUAAAAGUACACCCCCUGGUUUUGCUCAACAUCUCGGACCACAUCACUCGGGUAUCCUAUGCAGGGCAUUGUGAUGGUGCCGACAUUGUCAUCACCAAUAGCUUCCAAUGUGUAACGGAUGAGAUGGUAUGUGUUCAGCACGCAUGCACACGGAUUCGACAGUAUGGUGAGAUUUUCCCCAACUCCACCCCUGUUGGAUGGUAUUCGGUGGCGGCUGGUGGUCCGCCUUCAAAUGAGGUACAUGCCUUUAUGGAGGGCAUCGUUGGUGAUGAAGGGGCCGAGUCUUUGGUCGCACUAGUGGUCCGGUCUGAUAAUGAGAUGGCUUGGUUGAGUAAGGAGAGCGAGACGUUGCCGAUCCAAGCCUAUGAGAAGAGUGUUGAUGGUAGUUUCAUAGAAUUGGAUGUGAGGGUGUGUAUGGAGGAUGAGGCUGAGAACAUCGCGGUAUCACAUGUGUCGAAGAAUGCUAAACAGGCUAGUGCUGCUGGUACGUAUGAGCAUGUCGUGGAGCCGACACUGGGUGCCAUCGCUAUGCUCAACAAGAAGGUCGAAUCGUUGUUGGAGUAUAUAAGAGCUGUCCAACGUCAGGAGGUGAGGUCCUCGUAG